AUGGCUCCCCUGGAUCCGUCCGUUGCCAAGGUACUGGACAGCCAUCGCCCAGCUCAUGAAGAAGACGACGAAGACGCCCUUAUAGCAGAGCUCGAGGAAGAAGACGAUGGCGCCCUCUCUGCCAUGCGCGAGAGGCGCCUGGAGCAAUUGCACGCAGAAGUAUCGCGCGCCAAGCUCAUGAAAGAGACUUCCCAUGGCACCUACAUGGAGAUCAAGGAUGAGAAAGUCCUGAUGGACAUCACCACUUCAACCAAGCUCUGCGUCGUGCACUUCAUGAAACCGGACUUCAAUCGCUGCCGUAUCAUGGACGAGAAUCUACGCAUACUUGCAGACAAGCACUUCGACACGCGCUUUGUGAGCAUCAACGUCGACAACGCCCCGUUCCUGGUGGUUAAGCUUGGCAUCAAAGUCUUGCCCUGCGUCAUCGCGUUCACAGACGGAGUCAGCGCCGACAGGCUUAUUGGCUUCGAAGGCAUUGGUCGGAAGCCUGACUCGUUCACUGUGAGUGAACUCGAGGCACGAUUGCUCGCCUGUGGCGUACUGGUGCGAGCGAAGAUGAACAAGGACGAUGACCGGAGACAAGACGUGAGAGAACGCGACAGGGUUGAGGAUUACGACGAUGAUGAGUGGGACUGA
Messenger RNA from Lecanosticta acicola, 636 nucleotides. NCBI's taxonomy places the organism in Eukaryota, Fungi, Ascomycota, Dothideomycetes, Mycosphaerellales, Mycosphaerellaceae. The record is from the annotation of a GenBank genome assembly.